AUGUCUGCGAAGAGAAGGUCAUCCGGCAAAUUUGCGCCGCCGGUCGUCAAGUCCGCGAUCCGAGCCCCCAAGACGACAAUUGACGAGAGCAGAGCUGCCGUCUCCGCGACAGAUUCCCUGCAAGCCGCUGUCAAGGCCGACGCCGCCGCCGAAGCAAUCACAAUCUCUUCCGACGAGGACAGCGAGGACGAUGUCUCCGACCAGGAGAUGGAGUCGCCCGACGCCGAGACGAAUGAACCCGUGAACGGCAAGGAGGACGCCGCCGAGAACCAAACACAACAAAAGCCCGACGCCGAAGGAGGCGCCGCAGAAUCUGACGACGAGGCCGGGUCGCCCACCUUUGGAGAGCUGCUGCGCGGCACAAUCGACGUUCCCGCCAUCCUAUCCCAACAAGGCGACGCCACCUCCAAGGCCGUCUCCGCCCCCGUCUCAAGAAAGAACCUCGCCGUCCCCUCUUCGCUAUCCUCUCUCAGCACCGUCCUCACCCAGGCCCUCAAGACCGAAGACACAGACCUCCUCGAGUCCUGCCUGCAAAACACCAACCUCGAGACCAUCCGCCAGACCAUCGAGCGCCUCGACAGCAGCCUGGCCGGCGUUCUCCUCACCAAGCUCGCCGCCCGCUUCCACAGGAGACCUGGUCGCGCCGGCAGCCUCAUGAUCUGGGUGAAGUGGACUCUCGUCGCCCACGGUGGUGCACUGGCCAUCCAGCCCAAGGUCCUCGACCGCUUGGUUGCGCUGCAGAAGGUGCUUAACGAGCGCUCUCGCGGCCUGCCGAGCCUGCUGGCGCUCAAGGGCAAGCUCGACAUGCUGGAGGCUCAGAUGUACAUGCGCAAGGCGAGACCGCGCAGACGCGGCGCGAACCAAGUCGAAGACGUCGACGACGAAGACGAGGAUGACGAGGAGGAGGAUGCCAUCUACGUCGAGGGUGACGAAGGAGCCAAUGUCGGCUUGAUCAACGGCGUUGGCGCGGGUAACGAAGACGACGACGAGGUCCCCACGACGAAUGGCUUCAUCGGCGACUCUGACGAUGACGACGAGGAGGAGGAGGCCGAUGUGGAGGAUGACAUGAGCGAGGUCGAGGAGGCGGACGAGGAUGAGGAUGUCGACUACGACGAUGUUGAGGACUCCGAGGACGACGACGACAGCGAUGCGGAGGCCGCGCCGCCGGCCAAGGUUCAGAAAACUGCUUCUUCUUUCGCGAAGAGAAAAUAA
Molecule: messenger RNA, 1212 nt
Organism: Colletotrichum karsti
Lineage: Eukaryota; Fungi; Ascomycota; Sordariomycetes; Glomerellales; Glomerellaceae
Exons: 1
Coding region: 1-1212 (403 amino acids)
Biological process (GO): maturation of SSU-rRNA from tricistronic rRNA transcript (SSU-rRNA, 5.8S rRNA, LSU-rRNA)
Cellular component (GO): nucleolus
Source: RefSeq, a predicted model, not a curated record